Uloborus diversus is the source of this 2007-nucleotide messenger RNA. RefSeq names its product sorting nexin lst-4-like. NCBI's taxonomy places the organism in Eukaryota, Metazoa, Arthropoda, Arachnida, Araneae, Uloboridae. Gene Ontology annotation, cellular component: plasma membrane; cytoplasmic vesicle. The record is from RefSeq and is a predicted model, not a curated record. Bases 8 to 1630 code for a protein of 540 amino acids. The transcript is spliced from 14 exons. Gene Ontology annotation, biological process: plasma membrane tubulation; mitotic cell cycle; protein transport. Gene Ontology annotation, molecular function: phosphatidylinositol binding; protein binding.
UGUAAACAUGGCGGUGUCAUUUCAGGUCAAAGCCUUGUAUGACUUUGAGGCGCAACCCGCUUCAGGAGAAUUGAGCAUUUCUGCUAAUGAAGUUUUGACAGUGACUAACCAAGAUGUCGGAGAAGGCUGGUGGGAAGGAGUCAACAGUCGAGGAGAAAGAGGUCUCUUCCCUGCAGGAUAUGUGGAGGUAAUGAAUAGUCCUCCUCCUCCUUCAAUGCCUCCCCCUCCUCCCCCCUCAGAUACGUUGACACCGUAUAGUGAUGCUGUCCUUCCUGGGGCAGAUCAAGUAGAUGAUUGGGAUGAUGACUGGGAUGAUGAUGAUUCCACAUAUAGUCAGGAUCACCAGUCAAGUGCUCAUAAUCAAGUUACGAAUGUCAGCUCCACGUCCUCCAGAGAAACAAAAGACUUGAGCAGGGCAAUGGAUCCCAAAGAAAAGACUCUCAAGAAAAGCUUUAAUAGAUUUUCAACUUUUGUGAAAUCAGGGGGUGAGGAUUAUAUUCUGGGUAAUACAAAAAUCACAGUGCCGAAAGAACAGUGUGUCACCAUUAUCGAGGAAGACGGUGAAAUCCAGUGGCUGGACAGUGUCUCCCCUUACACAUGCUCCAUUCGGUCUCCUCAGAAGACGAGUAAGCUGAAAGGAUUUAAGAGCUUCAUUGCCUACACACUCAUUCCAUCAUUUAAUAACAUUGCUGUGCGGCGGAGGUACAAACAUUUUGACUGGCUUCAUGAAAGGCUAGAAGAAAAGUUUUCUCUCAUACCUAUUCCUCCUCUACCAGACAAACAGAUUUCAGGGCGUUACCAACAAGACUUCAUUGACCACCGCAUGAACCAGCUGCAAAUGUGGGUGAAUCGGAUUUGCCGGCACCCGGUCCUCUCCCAGAGUGAAGUUUGGAUGCACUUCCUCACUUGUACAGAUGAGAAAAGGUGGAAGACGGGAAAGAGAAAUGCUGAGAAAGAAAAGCUGAUUGGUGGUUCCUUUUUUCAUGUGAUAUCAACCCCUGCAAAUCCUCUGGAAAAUCCAGUAGUCGAGAAGCAGAUGGACCACUUCAACCGGUUUGUGGUGAAGAUGGACGACAGCGUGCGUCAACUCUUCGGCGUUGCCGUGGACCAGCACAAGAGGUACUCGGGCCCAGUUCGGAAGGAGAUCCAACGCAUGUCGGACGCCUUCCGGGACCUGGGUGUGGCUUUCGCCAUGGACCCCUCCCCUGUGGCUGAGCCACUCACGGUUGCCAUCAAGCACACCGCGGAAGUCUACGAGGACCUGGGGAAAAUGUAUGAGGAUCAGCCAAAAUAUGACGUGGAGCCAAUGGCGGAUGUCCUCCACGAAUACAAGGGAAUGCUUGCCGCCUGGCCAGAUGUACUUCAAAUACAAAAGAGUGCCCAGAACAAGAUGGCGGAGAGCCGGCGCCUGUGUGAGGAGGGGCGCCUGAGCCAGGAGAACAUGUCUGCCAUCGCCCAGCGUACAGACGUCAUCUCCUAUGCCACCCUGGCCGAGAUACGCCACUUCCAGAGGGAGAGGGUGGCCUAUUUCAAGAGCAUGAUGGAGACCUUCCUCUCUGCACAGAUCAACUUCUACCAGCAAAUUACCCAAAAAUUGCAAGAUACUUUGCAAAUGUAUCAGGAUUCCUAGGCUUAUGUGAAGCGGCACCUGCUGGAAUACUCUUGCGACAUGACAAUCUAGCCUGCAAAUCUGAGUUUUGCAUCCAUUAUUGAUCGGUAACAAAAUACAUAACAGCUGCAGCUUCUGUGAAGGAUCCACAUAAUGAGCUUACGAGUGCCUUCCAAAUCGUGCCGAGAAACCAGUAAUAAGUUUGGCAGAAGUGUUCAGAGUACUGUUUUUUAUAUGUAGAUUCGUUUAAAAUUCAUUAUGUUCUCAACAGUUUGCUUUAGCUUUAAUAUUUAUCUGAGGACCUACUACAAAUCGAAAUCAUAUGGCUUAGAAAUUUAAGUUAUUAAAGCAAUUUAUGUUUGUAUAUUUAUUGUUUUAAAUGUUGAGCUGAGAACUUG